Xyrauchen texanus (razorback sucker) is the source of this 3714-nucleotide messenger RNA. RefSeq names its product hormonally up-regulated Neu-associated kinase (gene hunk). Gene Ontology annotation, cellular component: cytoplasm. The record is from RefSeq and is a predicted model, not a curated record. Gene Ontology annotation, biological process: protein phosphorylation; intracellular signal transduction. Gene Ontology annotation, molecular function: protein serine/threonine kinase activity; ATP binding. Bases 302 to 2158 code for a protein of 618 amino acids. The transcript has 9 exons. Lineage: Eukaryota; Metazoa; Chordata; Actinopteri; Cypriniformes; Catostomidae.
ACAACAUGAGCGAGACUCGACAGACGGAGUCAUUUACAUGUACAUGUACUGAGAGAAAUUGAACGCUUGUGAGGUCCGACUUUAUCAAACAGGACUCUUAAUGAUAAGACCCUUUGACUAUUUACUUCUAGAUUAAAAUAGAUUGGCUCUAUUAAGCGUCAUGCGAUUAAUACAAUAGUUACGUAAAACUAUUAAACUCAAUGUUGAAUUCGUCGUUUGCGCAUUCACAGCCAGCUGAGGCGAACAGGUUGUGCGUCAAGUUCCGUUAAGUCUUUUGAAUUAAGCAACAGAAGGGAUUCAGAUGUUCCAUUCUCACAGAGCUCUUAAUACGAUGGAGAGGUACGUCGUAACUAAAGAUUCAUACUGGUUAGACAACAGGUUUAAUUCAACAGGCGCAAGGAUGCCCGACGCUGGAAAAGAAAUUUGGCUGGGCAACGACAGAAGUUUUGGGCCGAAAUCCCCGACUUAUGUAGACACGGAAAACACCCCUCCAUCAUUUCUAUUCAGCGAUCCUACUGAAGACAUCCUGCAAAACUUUUAUCACACGAAGAGAGUUGGAAAUUACCUGAUCGGAAAGAAGUUGGGAGAGGGAUCGUUCGCCAAAGUGCACGAGGGGCUUCACGAGACCACGGGGGAGAAGGUGGCAGUGAAAGUGAUUGAUAAGAGGAAGGCCAAAAAGGACUCGUACAUCAUAAAGAACUUGCGUCGUGAAGGACAGAUCCAGCAAAUGAUCCGUCACCCAAACAUUACCCAACUGCUGGACAUCGUUGAGACGAAAAACAGCUACUACCUCGUCAUGGAGCUCUGCACUGGUGGAAACCUAAUGAACCACAUUUACGAAAUGAAAAAACUGGAUGAGAGUGAAGCACAGAAAUACGUACGCCAGCUAGUCAUGGCAGUGGAUCACCUACACAGGGCAGGAGUUGUUCACAGAGACUUGAAGAUUGAAAAUCUUCUCUUGGACGAACUGGACAACAUAAAGCUGAUUGAUUUUGGGCUCAGUAACUGCAAUGAAAUUUUAGGAUACUCUGAUUCCUUCAGCACACAGUGUGGCAGCCCGGCAUACGCUGCUCCUGAGCUUCUUUCAAGGAAGACGUACGGGCCUAAAGUGGAUGUCUGGUCAAUAGGUGUCAACAUGUACGCCAUGCUCACUGGUACCCUACCGUUCACCGUUGAGCCAUUUAGUCUGAAAGCCCUGCAUCAGAGAAUGGUGGACAAAGAUAUGAACCCUCUACCUCCAUCUAUCUCAUCAGCUGCCGUCAGUCUGCUGAAGAGACUUCUAGAGCCAGACCCUGAUAAGAGACCCAACAUCCACCAAGUGAUGGAAGAUUCAUGGCUGCAGUUGCGCAACCCUCACACUAGAGUCCCUUACUUGAAUAGAAUCCCCGUUGAGGAGAUCAACCAUACGGCCCUGCUACACAUGACUGAGCGAAUGGGCUACUCGAACACUGCUGUGCUUAGUGCAGUGCUCACAAAUAAAGCUAGUCACACACUGACUGUUUACUUCCUCCUCAACAACAAGAUGAAGAGACUCUCAAAGGAGUAUAGGGAGAAACAGUACAACAUGGAGAAGGAGAAAAAGAGUGAACAAAGCAAAGGUCCUACCAAAGAGAAGAAACACAAAACAGGUUUCCCAAUAAUUAUCAGCAUCCCUGCUCGUACACCUUCAUCCCUUGGUGCCCAUUCUUGGGCUUCUGCAAGCAAGGAACAAACCAAAGAAGCUCCUCCUCCUCCAUGGUACAAGCUGAACAACAGUGCACUCUCUUUCCAACGGAAUGUGUCGGCUUUCCAGCCCGAUAGAUCAUACUUGAAGAAGGCCACGAUCCCCAGUCCGCCUGUUCUUAUUGUCAAACCCCAGCCCAAGAGAAGUCCUUCCACUACAGACUGGCCAAGCUCCUCAGAAUCCAACGGUAGUCCACCCAGCAGUGGGGGUUGCGAGGAGCCCGACAGCCCUCAGCAUCGGAGCAAGUUCCCUUCCAUGGGCAUCGGACAGAUUUUAAAGAAGGUGCCACCUUUCAGAUUCAAAUUGCCCCCCUUCAGGCUAGAGCCUGCUUUUACCAUAUGCAAACUCAGCACUGCACCUCAGGGGCUCUCAAAACCCUGUGCUGAUGAGACUUUAUGGCCUCCUCAUACUUUUAGAAAAUGUUAUGUCAGAUGAAUGCAGUAAUAUUAUCUCACCAUUAUGCUCACAAUUUGGGCUUCCAAGGAAACCAGAUUUAUUGCUAACCCCAUAGGGAGUUAUUUGGUGUCAUACCUAGCUGGAGUGAAAGCUUGCAGAGAACAUACUCUGAGCACUGUAAAAUUAGGACUUAGGCUAACGCAGGCAAAGGUAAAUAGACCCUGAAAGUCAAGUUCACAUGCAGCAACAUGUUCAACACACUUCUAGUGAAGUGCCAUGUAGCAGCUGAACUGCUUUUACCACACAAUCAAUCAAUCAAUUUUCUAUGAAAAAAGCUGUCACUGCCCAAAAUAAUUUCUACUUGUGUUUAGUAUCUCUGGGAAUGGUUGGUUUUAUGAAAAUGUGCUUAUUUCAGCAAAUAAUAUUAAUUAUUUGUUACUUUUUUCAACCUCAAAUUGUAAUGAAACUCAGGUCAAUGACACUGAACUCUAAAGAAAACAUUUUCUCCUAUAUCCUAACUUUGAACCUGUGGUGAAAUAUGGUAUAUAUUUCAUUGGAAGACAACAUUCCUCUUUCUUCCCUUAAGGGAUUGCUGGCAUUUUGUAUGGCCUUAACUACCUUGCUUUAAGCCUUUUAGGCUGAGAGCUUUGUCAGUAUUAUGAGUUGAUAAUGUUUCUUGUUUAAGAUUAAUUUUACCUGCAAAGCAAUGAUGAGGGAAAAUAAUGGUUUGUGCAAUAGUAUGUACAUAUAUUUGAUUGCUGAACUGGUUAGGACCAGGUUGGUGUUUUUCUAUAGUCAGGACAUGCAAGUGUCGUUCAUUCCAUGUGUUGUCAACCUUGAGUCAUUAUGUCAUUUCACAUUACUCUAGAUUUACAAAGAUUUCCUGUUUCACAGUCUUCAAGUGCACAAAAGACUAUGAGCUGUGAGAAAAUGAACUUUUUCUGUUUUAAACACAUUUGCAUGCACACUGAAAUUUGAAAAAAAAAAACGUGAUGUCAGUUUUUGGUGACACGUCUUUGUACUUUAUUACGGUUGAUGAAUUUGAAGGACUUUUGGUAGGAUUUUGUAUUGAUUUGCUUUUGUCAACUUAAAGUAGCUUUUUAUCCUGUAAAAAGGAUUUGAAAUAUUUAUAUUCAGAACACAAAGAUUAUUUGUGUUCUGAAUUUUUACAGCAUGUGUUACCUUUUGGCACCAAAAAAUAAAUGCACAAUAAUUAGUAAAUGCAGGUUUUCUGUGUUGAAUGUUUGUAAUUAUUUUAUUUUUUUUAAGCUCAAUCAGAGGCAUUUGUGGCACAUUGAUUACCACAAAAAAAUAAUUCCAAAUCAUCCCUCUUUUUCACUCAAACCUUUUUCUUAAAAUAAUUUUUUUUGGAGGGGUUAUAGGCGCAAAUGUGAACCUAAUAUUUUAUAAAAGCACUUGCAUGAAUUCUUCCAUUUAAACUUGUGUAUUUUUUGAGCUGUAAAGUUGUUUUAAUCAUAAUUUUUGCAGUUGACUACUUGAUUACCGAUUACAGGUUUUGUGGUUUUAUGUUGUUAUGGCAAUGAUGUUAUAAAAUUGGAUGAAACUUUCCACAGAUAGUAAGCAAUUUUAUCACA